UAGCCGACCACACCACGAGCUGGACGUUCCGAACGCGUAUCGUAUCAUAUAAUAUUAUCAAAUACUAAAUAUAGAGUGUACGUGCACCGAUUUUGAAUUUCGAUCAAAUUUUUUUUUCUCAACCGUCCGACCGGGUCGACACACCUGUAGCGCGGUAUAUCAUCUUAACGUACGCCUUUAUCCGCGCAUAAUAUUAUACGCACGGUCAUCACAGUGCACAGAGAUCGUUGAGCAAUAAAUAAUUCGGGUCAAUUGUCUGUAAGGAGCUACCUGCAAGGACUAGCGGUGUUCGAAAUAAAAGAACGCUUCAUUAGCCCCGCAAGGAGUGGUGUAAUUGGGCUUAUGAAUGGUUAACAUGUCUUACCAAGGAAACGCUAUGUGGGAAGACUUAGGCGUGGCUAACGCGACAAGCGUGAUAAACGAGACGUCCAAGGCCAUCGCAGAGUCAGUUAUGAGUACGACGAUGAUAAACGAUGGACCUCUGGUGGACAGCGACGCCGUAUCGCCGGUCACGUUGAGCAUGGAAUGGAGCAGGGUGGCCAGGCUGUUGAUCAUGAUAGGCCUGUCCGUCAUCGGUAGCAUCGGUAACGUGUACAUGAUCAGCUCGGUAAUGAUCGAGGAUCAUCUAAACAAAAGGGGCAACACUUUCGUGGCGAACGUGGCGCUGGCCGACCUGUUGAUCAGUGGUCUCGUCAUUCCCGCAUCCGCAGUGGUCAUCCUGUCCGGUCUGCAGGAUUCUCCGCCGGUGUGCCAGUUCCAGUGGUUCUUGUCAAUCCUGUGCUGCCUGGUGACCGUGCUUACCAUGGCCGCGGUGGCGGCCGAGAACUACAUACGUCUCUGCCUGACGCCCGAAUGUUACGCCAAACUAACUGUCACGAAAAUCACCACGCUCCUGUUCGCCAUAUGGAUCGUCAGCUCUAUUCUGGUCACGUUACAAUCUGUCUACAAGAUGGGACCAGACUAUUGCGCCAAGCGGGUAAGGCGAGUGAGCAGCAUCGUUCCGACUCAGGCGCUGGCGGCCGGUGCCAUUGUGCUGGGGCCGCUGCUCAUCACGGCCGGGCUGUACCUGCGCAUCACGUACCAGGUGCACGUGGCCCGGCUGAACCCGAGCUUCAAACCGCCGCUGGCGUUCAACUGGGACUACUCGCUGAUGCUGGCCAACGCCUAUAGCUUCGUCAUGUUCGUCGUGUUCUGGGCGCCGUUCGCCAUCGUCCUGGCGCUGGCCAGCGUCCAGCGGCUGUCCGCGCAGGUGUUCUACAACCUCGCGUGGCUGGCCCUCAGCAAGUCAUGCUUCAACAACCUGGUGUACUGCGCCGGCAACCGGCACUUCCGCAACGCGUACGUCAACCUGUUCCACUACUGCUGCUGCAAGACGACGGUGACGUUCUCGCGACGGGCCCGCGACGGCGCCAGCCGCCCGUCCGGCGACGUCCGCGUCCACAUCAUACCCGGCUACAACAUGUACUCGUACACCAGCCCCACCAGGUCGCGGGAGUCGGGGUCGUGUCCGCUGCAGGGCCGGCCGCGGGCCAGGGCCAACGGCGGCGGCAGCGGCCUCGGCGGCGGCGGUGGUGGCGGCGGUGGCGGCGGCGGCGGUCGCGACGUGUACGAGCUGUAAGCUGUACGAUGAUGAUGAUAUUAUAUAAUUAUAUUAUAUAAUUAUUGUACUUGUCCGGCGCUUAUACCUUCGCCCCGAACACGCAUUAGACGACAACGUUAUUAUUAUUAUUUAU
Messenger RNA from Myzus persicae (green peach aphid), 1733 nucleotides. RefSeq names its product melatonin receptor type 1A-like. The coding region runs from base 347 to 1618 and encodes 423 amino acids. Gene Ontology annotation, molecular function: G protein-coupled receptor activity. Gene Ontology annotation, cellular component: membrane. NCBI's taxonomy places the organism in Eukaryota, Metazoa, Arthropoda, Insecta, Hemiptera, Aphididae. The record is from RefSeq and is a predicted model, not a curated record. The transcript has 5 exons. Gene Ontology annotation, biological process: G protein-coupled receptor signaling pathway.